AGCCCUGGCUGACCCACGCCUUGCCCCCAAUGGGCCUUGGCGCCCCUGGCCCCUCUAGCUGACCUCUGCUAGCGGCCCCACGCCCUCCGGGCCAGGCUGCACGGGGAGAGACCAAGGCCAAGGGCCUUCCGGGAGGGGGGACAGAAAGGAAAGCGAAACCUGACCGGCCAGACUUUCGCUUUCGCUGCUUGCACACGCCUCCCAGGUGGCCCCGCUGUCGCUGCCCUUCGCGCUGGGGGCCCAGAGCUGCGGGCUCAGAGCUGCCCCCCAGCCCUGCGUCCCCGAUGGCCGGCGACCCCUGGCGGAGGGAGGAAGGGAAGGUCCCCGACGGCGGCGGAGGGCCCUCGGCCGGGCGCGGGGGUCCCCUGCGGCUCCGCGACUGGCUGGUGCUGCAGAUCGAGAGCGGGAGCUACGAGGGGCUGCGCUGGGAGGACGAGGGCAAGACCCUGUUCCGCAUCCCCUGGAAGCACGCGGCCAAGCAGGGCUACCAGGCGCGGCGGGACGCGGCGCUCUUCAGGGCCUGGGCCAUACACAAGGGCAAGCACCUGGAGGGCACUGACAAGGAGGACCCCUCCACCUGGAAGACACGGCUCCGCUGUGCCCUCACCAAGAGUGUGGACUUCCGCGAGGUGCGUGAGCGCAGCCAGCUGGACAUCUCCAACCCCUACAAGGUCUACCAGAUUGUGCCGGACAGUGCCCAUGGCCCAGUCACCAGGACUCGUGCUUCCCCUGCAGAGGAGGGGGUUCUCCGGAGCCAGCAGGAGCCCCUCAGAGAAGUGACGGAGCCCGCCUGCAGGCCAGCCCAGGCUGGCUCCGGAUUGGCCACUGAAGAUGCGAACAGGGAGCAGCCCCCCAGGCUGGCCCAGCAGGGCUCCUGGGCACCAGCUGCCUUGCCCCUAGGCCCUCUGGCUGACCACAGGUACCGGGCUCCAGACCCCUCCGGCUUCUGGAGCCUUUUGCCCCCUGAGGACUCCAGCAACCCCGGCUGCUGGCUGCACGUGCGGCUCUUCUACGGCGCCGAGCUGGUGCGGGAGGCCACCGCGCGCACCGCCGAGGGCUGCCGCCUGGGCCCGCGCGCCGCCGCCGCGGACGCGGCCGCCGAGCGCCUCCUGGGGCCGCCGCGCGAGGCCCAGGUGCGCUUCCCGGAGCCGCCGCCAGGGGCGCGCGCGCUGCGCCGCCUGCUGCCGCACCUGCAGCGCGGGCUGCUGCUGUGGGCGGCGCCCGAGGGCGUGUUCGCCAAGCGCCGGUGCCGGGGCCGCGUGUACUGGCGCGGCCCGCUCGCCCCGCACCGCGCGCGGCCCAACAAGCUGGAGCGCGAGCGCACCUGCCAGCUGCUGGACACGCGCCGCUUCCUCGCAGAGCUGCAGGCCCACCUGCAGGAUGGCCACCCAGAGCCCGAGUACCAGAUCCGUCUGUGCUUUGGCGAGGAGUACCCUGGGCCCCCGGACCAGCCGCAGGAGCGGCUCAUCAUGGCCCACGUGGAGCCAGUCUUUGCCCGAGAGCUUCUCCGCCAUGCGAAGCACCACAGGCACUGGGCCCCGGGCGCCAGGCCCCAGGCCCCACAUCCCUGAUGGCAUCGCUCAUGCGGUGACACAGCUGAGCCGGCCCUAAGCAGCUGCUUCUCCCUCAUACCUUCUAAAGUCUCUCUCUCACACACACACACACACACACACACACACACACACACGAUGCAGAUCCCACCCCAGCUCUGCCCACACUGAGCCAGCGGACUUCGGCCUUCCCCACCCCCCACCGAACACGGCCUUCAGCCUCUGAGCUGAGGAGGCGCAGCCGGGAAGGCAUUGUGUAGGCGGAGGGCCUCCCAGCCGGGCCGGGGUGUCAGGCGGAAACUGAGCUGGACCUUGAGAUGCCAGAAGCAGCAAUCAGAGCAGAAGAAAUAAGACUCCUUCUCUUUGCGGAGAGCUCAACAAGCCUAUACGGUCACUCUAAAGCAGACCUUACUCUGAGAUUGAUCCAUGAUAAGCUUUGCUUAAAGCUGAGUUUACCUCGAAGGGGCUCUGAGUUUCCAGACUCUUCUCCUACCUGGGUUUGGGGUGAGGGGAGGAGGUCCCAAAACAGAGGACUUGGCCUGACUCAGGGACUUUGGAUACUAACCACUAAGCCAUCAGCACCUGGAGACACUUUCUUUGGAGAAACUGAGUCAGCCCCGCUCCCAAACAGAGCCCUGGGGCAGAAGCCAAAGUGGGAACUAGGAGGGGUCCAGCCCCUCCCCAAGCCCCUUCAAACUCUACAAACUAAGUUGUAGCAAGUCCUUGAGAUUGAGAGGGAGCCCCUCACCCAUGAGGGCAGUUAGCCCUGCUUUGUCAUAAGUCACCACUUUCCGCCCCUUUCCUGAUUUCUGACUUGAAAAGGCUGCUUUUGCAGGUGGCAUCAUAAUAAAUCUCUUUUAGUGA
Pipistrellus kuhlii (Kuhl's pipistrelle) is the source of this 2414-nucleotide messenger RNA. Its product is annotated as interferon regulatory factor 4-like. The coding region runs from base 285 to 1571 and encodes 428 amino acids. Gene Ontology annotation, biological process: immune system process; regulation of transcription by RNA polymerase II. Gene Ontology annotation, molecular function: protein binding; RNA polymerase II cis-regulatory region sequence-specific DNA binding; DNA-binding transcription factor activity, RNA polymerase II-specific. The record is from RefSeq and is a predicted model, not a curated record. Lineage: Eukaryota; Metazoa; Chordata; Mammalia; Chiroptera; Vespertilionidae. The transcript is spliced from 8 exons. Gene Ontology annotation, cellular component: nucleus.